AUGUCGGUUGGAAAGUUCUCCAAGCGCAUGACACCCUCGACACCCCUCACCCCGUCCUCCGUUCAAACAGUCUACCACCAAGCGCGUCAGCUCUUCUCCCGCAGCGCGGACCCAGGGCAGCUCAUCGGACGCGACGACGAAAGGGCGAAGAUGAAGGGAUUCCUCAGCCGGUGCACCACCUCCAAACCAAGCGGCUGCCUCUACGUCAGCGGGCCCCCCGGCACAGGCAAAUCCGCCAUGGUCAACCGCAUCACCGACGAGACCGUCUCCGAGUCUGCUGACUCUUCCAUCAAAAAAGCCUACAUCAACUGCAUGUCAGCCAAGUCCUCCAAGGACCUGUACCAUACCCUCCUCGACCAGCUCGUUACCCCCGAAGACCAGGAGACCGACCUCUCCGAAACCGACGUGGUCGAAGCCCUGCAGAAACUCUUCAUCCCCAAAAAGAAGUCGGCCUCGAACAAGGUGUAUCUGAUUGUCCUUGACGAAAUCGACCACAUCCUCACCCUCGACCCCGAGUCUUUGUAUCGUGUAUUCGAAUGGUCUCUCCAGCCCACCGGCAGCCGACUCCUCAUGGUCGGAAUUGCCAACGCCCUCGACCUAACAGAUCGCUUCCUCCCCCGCCUCAAAUCCCGGAACCUCAAGCCAGAAAUCCUCCCGUUCUUGCCAUACACAGCCCCCCAAGUCAAAAACAUCAUCACCACCCGGUUAAAAUCCCUCUUGCCAGCAAACCACCCAGACCAGAACUUUAUCCCCUUCUUCCACCCGGCCGCCAUUGAGCUCUGCUCCCGAAAAGUCUCGACCCAAACCGGUGAUCUCCGCCGUGCUUUUGAGGUCUGCCGGCGAGCUAUCGAUCUUGUCGAAUCUGAAACCAGGUUAAAGCACGAGAAUGAAAUCAAGGAAAACAUGCUGCAAAUGUCGCCGUCAAGAAAGGUCCUGGGGGAGAAGCACAAUUUUUCUCUUCCCAAGCCGGGGCAGCAGAGCAGCGUGUCUGGGCAGCUUAUCAAGGCGUUGCAGGUGCUGACGGUGGAGACGGCGCCGAGGGUGUCAAUUGGGCACUUGAACAAGGUUACUGCUGCGGCUUUCAGCAACGGGACUAUGCAACGGUUGAAGGUGUUGAAUCUUCAGCAAAAGGCGGCGCUGUGCUCGCUGCUGGCGAUUGAGAAGCGGAAUCGGGAGAGGGUUUCUUCUCAAGUUGGUGGUGGUACGCCGAGUAAGAAUUUGCCUGCGGCGCCGACGGUGAAGGCGCUGUUUGAAAGUUAUACGAAGCUUUGCAAGACGGACUCGGUGUUGCAUCCGUUGAGCUCUUCCGAGUUUAGGGAGGUGGUGGCGAGCUUGGAGAUGGUGAGUUUGAUUGCCGAGGUGGAUGGGAAGAUGGGGUCUUUUGGUGGGAGCGGGACGCCGGGGGGUUUGGCGAGGACGCCGAGCAGGAGGGGGAAGAAGAAGGAUGUUUUUGGGAUGGGGGAUAUGAAGGUUGGAUUGGUGGCUGAUGAGAGGAGGGUGGCGAGCUGUGUUGGGUUUAGGGAGAUGGAGGGGGUUGUGGAGGGGGAGGGGAGGGGGCAGGGGAUUUUGAGGAGGGUGUUGUCGGGGGAGGGGUUGGAGUAG
Messenger RNA from Podospora anserina S mat+, 1602 nucleotides. RefSeq lists its product as uncharacterized. The coding region runs from base 1 to 1602 and encodes 533 amino acids. Gene Ontology annotation, molecular function: DNA replication origin binding; ATP hydrolysis activity. Gene Ontology annotation, biological process: DNA replication initiation; mitotic DNA replication checkpoint signaling; cell division. The record is from RefSeq and is a predicted model, not a curated record. NCBI's taxonomy places the organism in Eukaryota, Fungi, Ascomycota, Sordariomycetes, Sordariales, Podosporaceae. Gene Ontology annotation, cellular component: nucleus. The transcript has a single exon.